Molecule: messenger RNA, 1810 nt
Organism: Nicotiana tabacum (common tobacco)
Lineage: Eukaryota; Viridiplantae; Streptophyta; Magnoliopsida; Solanales; Solanaceae
Source: RefSeq, a predicted model, not a curated record
UAAUCCUUCGUACGUAAGUUUGGGUACGACGUCGUUCUUGUGAUUUCUUAGUCGUCUUCCUCUUCUCCAUGAAGUGUCCGUUAACUUUGGCAUUGCUUUGCAAUUAAGCAAUUUACCCUUUCUCCAUCAUUCUCGAACCUCCUCUUUAUAAUUUUUAUUUUGUUGGCAAAAACAAUUAUUUUUGUUCCCAGAAUCUUAAAAUUACCUAAGCAUAAUUCAAUCUCUUUUGCAGAUUAAAGUGGAUGAUAUGGACAGACGUAACAACACAACUCAGGAGUCGAGUGACCCCUUUGUGGCGAAUGACAGUUCUUUGAGAAGCAAUAGGGGUAUCCCUCAGCUACUUACUUCUGUCCCAGCUCUCAAUGAUGCUGCUUCCUAUCUUGCUGAUACAACAUCAUUAUUUACUCGCUGUUUCAUGGAUUUUUCUGCUGUAGCAGAACCUGCCUCCAGAGGCUUAGGAGGCCAAGAGAUGGUUACAUUUGGUUCUGCAGAAAGUAGAGGAUCCCCCGCCUUCAGUGGUGUUUCUUCAAGUGGAAGUCAUUUAGCUGUUUGUAACUCAUCUCAGCCAUCUGUUGAUGCUCCGCUUCUCCAUGAAGGAUUAAGUAGAACCUUAUCUAGAGAGUCUUCUCAAAGUGGUAGUGCAACAAGGAACUCAGAGGAUCUAUCUGACAGUUCCUGUGCACAGGUUCAAUCAACGCAGGCCAGCCCAAAUGGCAUUUCUAUUUUCCAAGGCCUUAUAGAGAAGGUGAGAAGGACAGUUCGUGGGUCAGCUGAUGAUAUUGGAUGGCUACAGCGUGCUUCACAUAUGCCUCCUGUCGAAGAUCAAACUGAUAGAUUUGUGGAAAUCCUUGACGAUAUUAGGCAUGGACUACAUAAAUUACCAAAUUCAAUGGUUUACUUGUUAGUACCAGGUCUCUUUAGCAAUCAUGGACCACUUUACUUUGUUAAUACAAAAACAAGCUUUUCAAAACUGGGACUCACUUGUCAUAUAGCCAAAAUUCAUAGUGAGGCCUCUGUGGAAAAGAAUGCUAGAGAAAUAAAGGAUUACAUUGAAGAAGUUUAUUGGGGCUCCAAUAAACGUGUCUUACUUCUUGGACACAGUAAAGGUGGAGUAGAUGCAGCAGCUGCUCUGUCCAUGUAUUGGUCUGAUUUGAAAGAUAAGGUUGCAGGGCUGGUUUUAGCGCAAAGUCCCUAUGGUGGAAGUCCAAUUGCUUCAGACAUUCUGCGAGAAGGACAGCUUGGUGAUUAUGUAAACAUCCGCAAGAUUAUGGAGAUUCUCAUCUGUAAAGUAAUCAAGGGUGACAUGCAAGCUUUGGGAGAUUUGACUUAUGAGAGGAGGAAGGAGUUCUUGAGCAAAUACCACUUGCCAAAGGAGCUUCCUGUUGUUUCCUUCCAAACGGAGGCCAGCAUUUCUCCAGCGGUCUUGGCCACAUUAUCCCGUGUGGCGCACGCAGAAAUGCCAACUUUUUCUACUGCCCAGCCUGCUACGUUUCCGGUGGUGAUGCCUCUUGGUGCUGUGAUGGCGGCAUGUGCCCAGCUUCUUCAGAUCAGGUAUGGUGAGAAGAGUGACGGGCUUGUCACUUGUCGUGACGCAGAAGUCCCUGGGUCUGUGGUUGUUAGGCCAAAACGGAAAUUAGACCAUGCUUGGAUGGUAUAUUCAUCAUUAAACGAUGACCCGAUGGAGGCUGAUGCAUCUCAAGUUUGUGAAGCUCUUCUAAUUUUACUAGUAGAAGUAGGACANCCCCCCCCCCCGGGUUUUAAAUCGGAAAAAAAGGAAGAAAUGUGGUUGGAAAAAGAAGUGUCCGAAUAA